UGGAUCCAUACAAGCCACGCUCCGCUUUCUUUGCCUGUCGUGGGGAAGCGCUGAGCGGGGUCAGCUCGGGGCUGCAGCCUUCCACUGGCCUCCCUUCUCUCUCCUCGCCCGCCCUCCGCUAGGGGUGCGGGGGGAGGCUCCGGCAGGUGAUGCGCCCUCCCGCUUGACAGCCGCAUCUGCAGCCAAGGACGACAGCAGGUUGGCGGGGCCGGGGCGAGGCGGCCUCAUGCUGGCGCAGAUUCUCUCUCUGGGCGAGCAGCAGCAGUAGGCAGCGGCGGGGUUUCUCUGAGCCAUUUAAACCAAGGCUGGAGCCAGCCCCGGCAAUCGGCUCGCGAAGGGAGCAACGCUCCGCUGCGGGGACGGACUUUUACUCUUAAUCAAACCCCCGCUCCGAUUUCGGUGCAGCCGCCGCCGCCGCGGGCUGCUCGCCCAGCUCCUCCAAGGCACCGAAGAGGAAGCCGCGUCCCUGCGCCCCCUUUGCAGCCCGGCCCGGCGGGGGCAUGGAGAGCAAGCGCUGCUUCGCCAACCGCUUCGAUGACUACGCGGGCAGCCUGCCGGCCGGGCAGCGCCACGAGGCGGUGGUGCCCUGGGUCGCCUCCACCAUCGAGCGCAUCCUGCAGCAGGUGCCCCCGCUGGAGGGCGGCGCGGCGGCGGCGGGGGGCGGCCUGUACGGCGGGCUGGCCGGGGUGGCCUACAUGCUGUACCACGCCGCGCGCUGCCCGCUCCUGGCCCCGGCCCGGGACACCUACCUGCGGGCGGCCCGGCGCCUCAUCGACGCCUGCGUGCGCUCCGAGGAGGAGUGGGGCGAGCCGGACGCCGACACGCGGGCCGCCUUCCUGCUCGGCGGGGCCGGGGUCUACGCGGUGGCCGCGCUCGUCUACCAAGCCCUGGGGCUGCCCGACUUCGGCCGGCUGCUGGGCCGGUUCCGGGAGCUGAGCCAGAUCUGCGCCCCCGUCACCUUCCUGGAGUGCGGCUCCGACGAGCUCUUCGUGGGCCGGGCCGGCUACCUGUGCGCCGCCCUGGUGCUCAAGCAGAAGCUGGGCAUGGAGAUGUUGACCCCAGUACAGAUCAGAUCAAUUUGCCAGGCUAUAUUAGAAUCUGGGAAGCAGUAUGCUGUGAAGAAGAGGAAACCAUGCCCACUCAUGUACUCUUAUUAUGGAACAGAAUACCUUGGUGCAGCCCAUGGCCUUUCAUCCAUCCUUCAGAUGCUGCUGUCCUAUUACGAGUACCUUCAGCCUGCAGAUCAGGAGCUUGUAUGGCAGAGCAUUGACUUUCUUAUGGACCAAGAACAGAACAGCAACUGGCCUCCUGAACUGGGAGAGACAAUUGAGCGGGAGAAUGAGCUUGUGCACUGGUGUCAUGGAGCUCCAGGUAUUGCAUACCUGUUUGCUAAAGCUUUUCUGAUUUCCAAGAAGCCCCAGUAUCUAGACACUUGUAUCCGCUGUGGGGAACUGACAUGGCAGAAGGGCCUGCUGAAGAAGGGACCUGGAAUUUGCCAUGGAGUGGCUGGUAGUGCCUAUGUGUUCCUACUCCUAUAUAGGCUUACUGGGAACUCUAAAUACAUCUAUAGAGCACAAAGGUUUGCAGAGUUCUUAUUUACAGAAGAAUUUAAGGCUGGUUCCCGGGCAUUAGAAAACAUAUAUAGUCUGUAUGAAGGCUUCUCGGGGACUGUGUGUUUCCUGAUUGACUUGCUGCAGCCCAACCAGGCCGAGUUCCCGCUCUUCAGUGUCUUUGUCUAGAGAAGGGUGUUCUCCAGUGCCACAUUGGAACAGCCAUGCACAGGGCACCUGCAGUUUCACUUAUCUGUAAAGGGAGGCUAUUUACAAAAUAAGCCACAUUCAGUGGUACCACUAAUGCUAGCCUUAAUUUUGCUGGGGGGUCAGGAAAAAGCCUAAAUAUACUGGGGUUUGAGGAGGGAAGUAUGUGGCUUUUUUAAAAAUUAACAGUUUAAAAAUAAAAGGGGAGAAUGAAGUGGUUUUUCAAAAUUGAAGUAAUGUCUUCUGAUUAUUCAAAUGAGAGCGAAAGAGGCAUUAACAAUCCUUAACGUGAUGGUUAUAUAGAAAAACAAAAUGGAAAUCUGAACAGUAGGGACAUGCAAGGGAAAUAAAAUGAUUAAUCCAAUGGGUUUUAAAAGAGACCCAUAAAAUAGGACAUUAUACAUCUAUGCUCUUGUAGGUGACACAGACAGGUCAAUAAAGUAUGAAAAGGCAAAAUCUGAGAUUUCUUAAUUAAACAUUUCCUAGUACUAGUACCACCUUCCCUAGAAGUACCUGUAUCUUGGAAUCUUUUCAUUGCCAUAUGCAUAUAAUAGCAGUUACACAGCUACAUUCUGUCUUUAAUUGCACAUGUACCAGUGGGGUUUCAUGUAUGUAUUCAUAAAUUUGACCAUGAGUUUCAAAACUGCGUGUGUGCUAAGAAACACUAAUCCCUAUCACCACCUUAAGGUAGUAGUAAUACUCCAUCUUUUUAUCAAUAUCUCUUCUUUCAUGAAGAAGAUCAACAGAAGCCAUGUAGAAGACUUGGAUCACUAAAUUCUGUAGCAAAGGUCUUAGAGAAACAAGGUGGGUGAGGUAAUGUUUUUUAUUAGACCAACUUCAGGUCAGACUUGAAGAAGAGCUCUGUGUAAGCUCAAAAACUUGUCUCUCACCAACAGAACUUGGUCCAAUAAAAGAUAUUAUCUCAUCCACCUCAUCUCUCUAAUAUCCUGGGGCCAACAUGGCUACAACAACCUGCAAAUAGAAAGGGUAUAGAAGUCAAGUGCUAGUCUCACAGUAUCAGAUACUAGGUAAUAUUUCUUAUUGCCAGUCAUCAAAAAAACUGCCUUUAAUCCAUUAUUUGAACUGUAGCAUAUAUAUGGAGAUUGACAAAGUGAUUGACAAAAUAAUUUCCUGAUGAAUUGGGGUGAUACACUUUAGAGAUACAAAUUGUAUGCAGACCUUUGAUGGAACCCCAAAUACUGGGCUUAGGAGAAGGCUGAUAAAAAGUUUAAAACUAAAGCCACUUAUUUCUCUGGUUAACAAAGUAAUGUUGUUAAUGUACCACACAAGGUAUUGUAUAUGCCCAAAUGAUUUGUAGCUAUUGAGAUCUAUGGUCAGUCCAGUAACACUGCACUAGCAUGGAUAAGUAGAAAUUGUAUUUUAUUUAGUAGAGAGAGAGAGAGAGAGAGACUCUAUUUGAGACCUAAACAAAAUGCAAAUAUAGAUUUGUUAAAAUACUGUAGCAGCAAAUGCCUGUAUUUACAAUAUAUCACACCAAUAUAUUUCUUUAUACUGGAAUACAGUAAUAUGAUUGAAUUUAAGGGGAGAGUGGGAAGGCUGAUAGGUCAAAAAUUACACCCAAUGGCUUCACGUGUACAAACUGACACGUGCAUAACCCUAUCCCAGUACUCUGCUGAUCUGCCAUUCCCCUUGCGUUUUUACCUGGAAAAGAUUCAGCUUUUCUUAGGGCCUGAUCCUUUAAGGAUUCCCAUUGACUUCCAUGGCUUUGGAUCAGGCUAUAGAAUGGAGUCAGACGCUGCAGCCCUUAUAUAUGUUAUUAAUCCUUACUCACUCCCACAAGCCCCUUUCACAUGAAUUUAUUUAAUGGGAUGACUUGGAUGAGUAAGGGCUGAAGAAUCAGACCCCUGUUGUAUGGUGGUGUGGUGCAGUGUUAAGUAGUUAUUUCACCCCAGAAGUAGCUGCAUUUUGAGUAAUGCAUUUCAGUGAUGUAUAAAGAAAUCUAUUUUUGUAUCAGUCUGUCAAGCACUUUGGGAUCCUUGGAGGAAAGGGAAUGUCAGAAUGUACAGUACUAUCAAAAUGCAAAGUGUAUCAUUACUUGCUUCAUUGUUGUGUGCAGAGGCAAUACAUUUCACAUGUAUGUACCUAUUGUGCUGAAACCUGAAAUCAGUGGGAGAACAAGGAUAAGUAAUAUGAAUGGGAUUUGUCUCAACAUGUUCAGAUGUGUGCCCAAGAUUAGAGGUCAGCCCAACAUCCCAGAUCUGUUGCUAGUCGAUCACUCAGCUGAGAAGUUGGGAUCUUUUUCUAGGUUGCACCCCGUGUUUUGAAUGGCUAACAGAUUUUUCAGAAUUUGGACCUUUUUAAAUGUGUUUAGGAAAGGUGAAAUUUUUGACCUGUCUGUUUUAUCCUUGUAACCUGAUAUUUAGGGCCCUACCAAAUUCACAGUCCACUUUGGUCAAUUUCAUGGUCAGAGGAUUUUAAAAAUCAUAAAUUUCAUGAUUUCAGCUAUUUAAAACUGAAAUUCCACUGUGUUGUAAUUGUAGGUAUCCUGACCC
This is a messenger RNA of Chrysemys picta bellii (western painted turtle), 4270 nucleotides long. It is a transcript of the gene LANCL3, whose product is annotated as LanC like family member 3. NCBI's taxonomy places the organism in Eukaryota, Metazoa, Chordata, Testudines, Emydidae. Gene Ontology annotation, cellular component: plasma membrane. The record is from RefSeq and is a predicted model, not a curated record. Gene Ontology annotation, biological process: peptide modification; carbohydrate metabolic process.